This is a messenger RNA of Heterotrigona itama, 3820 nucleotides long. NCBI's taxonomy places the organism in Eukaryota, Metazoa, Arthropoda, Insecta, Hymenoptera, Apidae. The record is from the annotation of a GenBank genome assembly.
CAGAUGAUUAAACUUAUUGCGUGAUGUAUACAUGCAACGACUUUUAUAACAAAUAAAGAUUAUAUUAUAAAUUUACUAAAUCAAAUAUCCAUAAAAAGUGCUUAGACAAUUGAAACAAUUUUUGUUAGUUUUUUAAUAUUUGGCAAUUCUCUAUCAUGAAAUCUGCGCAAUUCUUAUUACUUCGUCUGAAUUAGAAAUUCAAAACCACCUGUUGUACGAAAACACGGAAACCGACCAAAAUGUGAUAAUGAUGCAGCUAAAGAACCUGUUAAAGUUUUCUGCCGUCUGAGACCAAUGGUUUGUCCCAACGAUGUAUCUUGUAUGAAAAUUAUUUCUAACACAAGCUUGAUUAUUACACCAUCAGAAUCAGUAAAUGGUCGUAAUGUAAAUAAAGCUAUUCAAACGUGUUUUAGUCACGUUUUUGGUCCAAAUACUUCUCAAAGAGAAGUAUUUGAAAUAGUAGCACUGCCACUUGUUAAGAAUCUUAUUAAUGGUAAAAACAGCUUACUUUUCACAUAUGGAGUAACUGGAAGUGGCAAAACUUACACUAUGUCUGGAAAUCUGUAUGAUGCAGGAAUCAUGCUUCGUAGUUUAAAUGUUCUUUUCAAUAGCAUAGCAAGUUACCAAACAAAGAAAUUUAUUUUUAAACCCGACAAGCUAAACAGCUUUGACAUACAAAGUGAAGCUGAUUCACUAUUAGAUAGGCAAAAUGAACUUCAGAAAUUUGUUGCUCCUUGCAAUGGAAAAACUCCUAGACAAUAUAAAGAAGAUGAUAAGAAUGAUAAGAAUGAUAAGAAUGAAAAUAAUUUAAGUAAUAAGUCCGAGACAUUAGAUGUUGAUGAAGAUAAUGCUUAUGCAGUUUUUGUAACAUAUAUAGAAGUCUAUAACAAUAGCGUAUAUGAUUUGUUGGAAGAAAAUGAAGGGAAAACAAAGUCUUUACAGAGCAAAAUUAUUCGUGAAGAUGGAAAUAAAAAUAUGUAUGUUCAUGGAUGUACAGAAAUAGAAAUAAAGAGCUCGGAAGAAGCAUUUGAAAUAUUCCAACGUGGCCAGAAUAGAAGGCAUAUUGCACAUACUAAUCUUAAUGCAGAGUCAAGCAGAUCUCACAGUGUUUUUACUAUAAGGCUUGUUCAGGCACCAUUAGAUAAGGAAGGUGAACAAAUUGUUCAAAAUAAACGAGUAAUUUGCAUUAGCCAAUUGUCUUUAGUAGAUUUGGCUGGAAGUGAACGUACAAACCGUUCAAAAAACACUGGACAAAGACUUAGAGAAGCAGGAAGUAUAAAUAAUUCGUUAAUGACAUUACGAACUUGUUUGGAAAUACUUCGUGAAAAUCAGACUCAAGGUACAAAUAAAAUAGUCCCUUAUCGAGAUUCUAAAAUAACUCAUUUAUUUAAGAAUUACUUUGAUGGUGAAGGAAAUGUUAGAAUGAUCAUUUGUGUGAAUCCUAGUAUUGAUGAUUAUGAUGAAACUAUUCAAGUAUUAAAGUUUGCUGAAAUUAGUCAAGAAAUACAAAUUACAAAUUCGACAACUUCAAAAUUAGAUUUAGGAUAUACUCCCGGUAGAAGACAAGCUAACAAAUCUUGGCGGUCCAUUUCCAGAAAUGGAUAUGACAAGUCCGCAUAAUGAUGAAUUAAUUGCUACGCUCAUACGUUUUUUAGAAUUGCGUAUUCAAAAGAGGAAUAUUUUACAAGAAGAUCUAAAACAAAAACAAACGAACUUUAGGAACAUGCUAGUAAAAAUGGAACGAGAAAAUGUAUCUUUAAAAAUUGAAAACUGUACAUUGAAAACAUCAAACAAUCAACAACAGAAAAAGAUUUCUGCUUUGGAAGCUCAUAUUUGUAAAACAGAAGCUCAAAUUGAUACACUACUAUACAGAUUGAAUAAUGCAAAUGAUAUAAUCAGACAUAUGAAGCAAGAAUUACAAAACAAAGAUAUGUUAUUGAAUCAACAGACAAUAGAGAAACAAAGAGUAAAAGAAAAAUAUAAUAAUAAAAUUCAAACAGAAACUGACAGAAUAAGCAAAGAACUGGAAAGCAAACUUCGUAGACAACGUGAACUUCUUCAGAAUCAAAUGAAAGAAAAAGAAAACAAACUGAAAUUAGUGAAACAAAUACUAGUAAAUGAUAAUGAAAUAGAUACAAAUGAUAGAUCAGAAUCCAAGGAAGCAAUUGAAGUUCAACAAGGCGAAGUUGAAAUGCCUAUAACAUCAAAAAUUAUUGCAACUACUCCAAACACUGUCCCAGAAAGUACAAAAACGACUAUAAAAACUAUUUCUACAAUUAAAUUUGAAGAUAGUGAUACUCGACCAAGUAGAAAAGAUAGGAUUCCAGUAGUGAAUCUACGCUACAGACGAUCUCAGAGUGCAGAUAGAUGGAUUGAUCAUCGACCUCCUGGAUUAGUUCCGGUUGGCACUAUUCUUCAACCAGUUAUUCGAAAUAAACGAAGCAUCACACAAUUGACAGAUCCAAAAUAUAUAACAAAUAAAGCAUCCAGAUAUUGUCUUAUUGCACAGGAACAAGACACAGAUGGUGAACUUGAAACUAAAUUAUACAAGGGAGAUAUAUUACCAACUAGUGGAGGAGGUGCUCAAGUAGUAUUUAAUGAUAUGGAACAUUUAAAACAAGUUUCGCCUGUUGCAAGAAGGAAACGCAGCGGUUAUUUGAGCCCAGGAAAUAAUUCCACUUCUCAAGAAAAUUGUGGUUUAGAAGAAAAUAAUUCAAAAAAAAUCCGUAUAUAAUUUAUUUAAAAAAUCUUUGACGUUAUUGUUUUAUAGAGAAUAUAUAAAAACCAAAGACACGAAGAAAUGAAAUUUUCUUCGAUUUUAUAUGCAAUAACUAAAAAUACAAAUUAAUUUAAAAUAUAUAAUUAUCUAGUAUAUUUUUCUUUUAUUUAAUAAUAAAAUAUAUAUCAUCUGUUAAUAACUUUCUUCAGAUAUAAAAAAUAUUUGCUUUUAGUUUAAAGUAUAAGUCAUUAUAAAGUCAUAUUAUUACAACAAAUAUCUUUUACUUAAAAAUGAGUUAUCUAGAGCAUAUUAUAAAAUGAAAUUCAACGUUCUUUUUCCUAAUACUUUUUUUAUUUAUAAUUUUUUAUUGUAUUAAAUGUCCAUUUAUUUCCCGUGGCUUAUACAACACAGACUCUGUGAAAUAGAUACAAAUACAAACGUUAGAAUAACAGAAGCCUGAAUAUGUACUACCAACAGCGAAGUAAUAAACAUAUACAUUGUUUCUACAUAGUGCAAAUUGGAAAAAUUUAAAUUAGAAAAUAAGUAAGUCUUUGUAAUUUAUUUAAACAAGCUUAUAAAUCUAUAUGCUUCAAGAUAAUCGAACAAAAUUUACGUACAAAUCUUAAAACUGUUUUCGGAUUUAUAAGUCAAUAGUAAAAAAAAAGAAAAAAAAAAAUAAAUAUAUGAAAAAUUUGUUAUUAUUUAGUAAUAAAUUGUAAUUAACAAAACAAUUUAUAUUUUUUUUUAUAGAAUCUAUAGUAUUACAGAAAUUGAGCGUAUUUUUAUAACUGUAAUAACUGUUCUUUUGUAACACACCUUUGUUAGCAAUAUGCAUUUUCAUUUACUUUUGUUGUUCUUCCAAUAUGUUGGCAAUGUAUAAAAUCAUAUAAAGUAUCGAGACUAGAUGAAUACCUUAAUUAGUAAAGUAAUUAGUUGUUAUAUUAUGAUCAGUUUUAACAAAUUAUAAAAAAUCGAUUAUUAGAUUAUUUAAGGAUAGAGUAUUAUGCAAUGGUACAUUGUCCUUUUUGCUUUUACAUAACACAAUGAUAUGUGAUCUUAAAAUAUAAUUAAUAAAAUUUUUUAUUAUAUAAGUUUAUUGAU